Messenger RNA from Rotaria sordida, 2727 nucleotides. The record is from the annotation of a GenBank genome assembly. NCBI's taxonomy places the organism in Eukaryota, Metazoa, Rotifera, Eurotatoria, Philodinida, Philodinidae.
AUGUUUACUUGUGAAGACACAUUAACUAAUGAUAUCAAAACAAAUUUAAGUCAAUAUAAGUUUCAUCUAGAAUUUAAUAAUCAUCAACAAUCGAAUUCAGAUAAUGAUGAAGAUUGUUCAUGUAAUAGUUGUGAAUGUUCAAGUUGUACUGAUGAACAUAAUUAUGAUGAAAAUAUCCUAGUCGACAAUAAUACUAUGCAUAUUAAUUCACAUCAAUUGAUAAAUACAAAGGAAUCAACUAACAAAACUUCUUAUCCAACAUCGAAUAUUCCGCAUAUAAAUGAUUCACACCACUAUUUAAAUGAAUGCAGUCGUUUAUCGAUUAAUUCGAAUCGUUCAUCGAUCAAUUCGAUGAAAGAAUCUAAUAUAAAAAGCAAAUCAUCAAAAAUAAAAGAUAUUAUUAAUACUUCAACUGAAUUCGUCUCAACAAAACGAAUAAAUGAACAAAUCAUUGAACAUCAAUCUUCAAUAGAUCAACAAAAAUUAGAACAUUUUCAAUCGAGUGAAAAUCAUGAAAUAGACAAACAAAAAUCAUCGAAAAUAGAUUUCGAACAUAUUUAUGAUAUAAUUGAUCAAUCAUAUACAAAAAUACCAAUUUUAUACAAUUCAAUAAAACAAACAAAAUUAGAUACAGAUUUUAUUUUAUCAGUCAAUAAUUAUUUAGAUCAUUUAAAGUCAAAUAUAUAUAAAGAUCUUAUUCGACGUGAAACAUUAUUACGUAAUGGAAAAAAUCAUACAAAAAAUUUAAUUUUACUUAUUCGUUGUAUAUGUAAAAUAUCUUAUGAACAAGCAUUUGAAAUUACAAAUGAUUCAAUGACAUCAAAACGUGCAAUAAUUUAUACAAUGACAGCUAUUGAUUAUAUUCUUCAAGGAAAUUUUCCACAAAAAAAACCAUUAUUUAAUUAUAUUCUUAAUGAAUAUAUAUCAAUGUGGUUACAUGAAAAUCUUCGAAUAAUUCAAGAAGAUUUUAGUAUUAUUGUAGAAAAUGGAACAGAAACAAAUUUUUUUUUACUUUGUAUUUGUCUUUUUCAUAAAUUAGAAUCAAUAUGUGCAAUUAAUUGGGAACGUUUACAAAUGAUACAAAAUUAUCGAUUAAUACAUUUUAAUCAAUUAAUGAAAUUAACAAGUAUUAAAUUAGAAACAAAUAAAAAUUUUCUUUUACUCUUUGGUAAACCUUUAAUAUCAAUAAUGAAAAAAUCUUCAAUACCUAUAACAUUAUUAUAUUCUAAUCGAACAGAUAAUGAAAUAAAUAAUAUUAAUGAAAUACAACAGAUAUUUAAAAAUUCUAUUGCAAAAAUUCUUCUUGAACAAUCUUUUACAUCAAAAACUAAUCUCAUAUCAUCAACAUCAACAAAUUUAAUCAAUGUAGAUCUUAAUUCAAAAAAUAAAGAAUUAUCUCAAUCAUCAUCUAUACUUAAUCAACAAGAAAAUCCUAAAUGGAAUAUUAUUUCUGAAACUCAUACACAGUUUGUUGAACCUGUAUUAUUACCACGUUAUUCAUCUUCAACAUCUUCAUCAACAAAACCAUUUCUAUUAUCUUCACCAUCAGAUAAAUUUGAAGAACAACAAAAAUCUUUGCCUUCUGAAUCUAAAUUAGUCUCUCUAGAACAUCAACAAUUAUCAAUAUCAAUCGAACCGAUAUCAAAGCAAAAUCCAUCAUCUACAUCCACUUCGAUUCAUGUUGAUCAAUCUUCUUCUUCUUCUUCUUCAACAAAUACGAUAAAUAAUACAUCUAAUCUAAUCAAAACUACUGAACAAAUAAACAGUUCAAAUGUAUCAACUCCACUAAUGCUUAUCAAAUUGGAACCACAAAAAAAUGCACAAAUAAUUCAAGAUAUAAAUGAUACAAUGCAAAAAUCCAAAACACAAAAUGAUGAUCAUUCAACACCAAAACUAACAUCUUUAAUUUUUUCUUCUCCUAAAAAACCAUUUACAAACGAUCAUAUCUCAUCUUCAUUACAUCAAACACUUUCUAAUAAAAAUAUAAAAAUAAAUUCAAAAGCAAUAUUAGAUACUGAAGUUAAUGCACUAAUUAAUUUCUUACAAGAACUUGCUUAUUCUUCAUUAUCAAUUCAACAAGAAAAUAAAACAUCACUAUUAUCAAAACUACUCGAAUCUUGUUUAAAACAAAGUACAACUGAUCCAAAGUCAAUCAUUGAACAAGUAAAAAAUAUUCAUCCACAAUUAUCUCUUAGUGUAAAUGACCCAUUAUUUCUUGCUGCAUUUACACGUAUUUUACGUAAAGAACUUCGAGAUGCAGAAAUUCUAAGAAAAAUAGAUUAUGAACAAUUAAAUGAAGAUUUACAAAAUAUUGAUCAUAUAUCAUUUGAAACAAGCAAUAUACUUAAAUUACCGAAUAUUGAUAAAUUUCUAAAAAAUAAAAAUAUUCCUGCUGGAGAUAAUAUUGAUCAAAGUCGAGUUUUUAUUGAAGUUACACAUGAUCCAUCAAGAUGUACAACAAAUUCUGAAUUUUCAGAUUAUCAAUAUCAAUCAUGUACACAACAACAUCAACGAUUCAAUCAUUAUAGUUCACCCGAAUCGAAGGAUACAAUAUUAUCUUCGUCUAUAUCGAAUCAUCCUCUACAACGAUGGUAUUGGAUAUAUUCAAAUAAAGCUUCCUUAUGUAAAGAUUGUAUUAUAACACCUAAUUCAUUAUAUUGUGAACGAAAUUCACUCAAUAAAAGUACUUAUUCAAUUACUGUUGAACAUAGUGAAGAAUUUCAAUAA